Messenger RNA from Girardinichthys multiradiatus, 2278 nucleotides. RefSeq lists its product as uncharacterized. Lineage: Eukaryota; Metazoa; Chordata; Actinopteri; Cyprinodontiformes; Goodeidae. The transcript is spliced from 8 exons. The record is from RefSeq and is a predicted model, not a curated record. Bases 525 to 1943 code for a protein of 472 amino acids.
UUGCAUUGAGUUUCUGUCAGGCCAGAUUGGGCUUUUGGGAAAGUAGGACUUUGGAUAAACAGGUUACACGACAAGCAAAUGAGAUUCAGAUUUCCUUUUGUGUCAGAACCUUGUAGAAAGCCAACUGUUGGUUCACCUCUACAUCAAAAGGCCGAAUCUCUCCUAAAAUGCACAGAGGAAGGAUUUUGGGAGUUUCUCAAAAUAAAGUUUAUCAGACUGCUCUGAAAAGUAUAAAAGUCAUACAUUUAAAGCAGAUCUGAUUUUUGCAACUAAAAUGUUUGAGUGCUGGUAAAAUUGUUCUGUCUAUCCCCAAGAAAAUACACAGCAGGUUUCAGGAGAAAUCGUAGGACGACCCUGACAGAAUCUGAACCAGAACCAGAGACACCUGAAAACAUUUGUUCUCUGACAGCUCGCCUACAACCAGGCUGAGCUGAACUUUGCGCCAAAGACGGGAGGGAAAGGCGUGGCAAGGUUGUAGGAUCAUUUCCAACAAGACAACACACCAGUGAGGUCAAGAAUUGUGAAUGAGCCUGCGGCAGAUCAGAUGUCCUGAGCAGCAUUCACCUGAAGAAUGCCAGUCAUGUCAGCAGACAGGAGAGUCAAAGCAAGUACCUACAUGCAGUGAUAUUAGGAGGCGUGGUGAAACAACAGAGGUAGACUAUAGGGACCGCCUCACCUGCGCAUAUUGCCUCAAUGUGAGUCUUGCUCACGUUCCUUUUGCAGUUCAACAGCAAGGGUUGAAGGGGCAAAAUCGUAACGUUUCAGAGAUGAAUCUAUACAGGAGCUUCGGUAACCUUAUGGAGGCUUAUGUAUAUGAAGAGAAAACCCGAACGGAGUCUCAGUGGGAACAGGAUAAUGCUGAUGGGCCUCAUGCACCUGUCUCCAACAUUGGAAUAAACCCACGCUCAGAAUCGGUGGACUCUGGAGUGGAGACGGCAAGCUGUGAAACACCAAAUCCCGCCUCAGCCAGCUUUUUGUCAACAGACAACACAGAAAUGGAUUUAUUCCUGCCACAAAGUCACAGACUCUCCCUGGCUUCAACACCUCAGUCGCCUGUUCCCUUGUCUCCUUUGGCUUCCUCCUCGUCUUCCUUUCCAAACCUGCAUCCCAGCAGAGCUGAAAAGGAACCUGCAGCCCUGAACCUAAGAGGAAAACCAGAACUACAAAAGACUGACUCUAAGAGGUGGAAGCAAGUCUAUCAGGUGCUCAGCAAACAGCCUAAAACGUCUUCCCUGUCCAAACAAAACACAUCUGAGUUAAAAAGGUGUAUAAGGUCAGCGAGUUUUAAUGUGAGGAGGAGGUUCGACCCACCUGUCCCCACUGGACAAACGUCAGAAAUGGAGAGAAAACCACUUUCAGUUGUUUCCGUCGAGAUGAUUUCACAGGAUUGUGGCGUUUUUGAGGGAAAGGAACUCAGUCCUGGUCUCUGCUACUUGGAGUGGGUCUGUCAAAAGAUGGAGCAGUAUGCCAAACAACAGAUGCAAAACCAGACAUUGCAGAUGGAGACAGAUGCUCUCCAGGAACAUGAAGAACAAAAGAAUGAGUCAGCCGAUGCUCAGGAGGGCCAGCCCAGGCUUGAAAAUGCAAAGAAUUCAAAGCAAAUUCCCAGUGAAUCCCAGCAGCAAAAAUCUCGCCACUUCCGACAGAGAUCAGCGUCAGAUACAACUUUUUCAAAACUGCAUUUAAAAAAAAUCAACUUAAACUCCAGAGGGCAGCAGCUGAGUACAAAUGAUCUACGAGAGAUAGAGGAGGGAGACAUCACGAAGAUGGAAUCCAUAAAAGAAAAAUCAAACAAGAAAAAUAUAAUCCGGAAGUUAAAAAUUGGGUCAUUGAGAAGAGUGGAGUCCACUGUAUCAGACACAAGGAGCCAACAGAUGCAGUCUUCAGAGAAAAUCUCAGCCCACCGACGGUUCAGCCUGUUCAGGAGGACAAAGAAAGUGUAGCCAGAUUGAGUGGACAACUGUAUCUGUUUCCAUGAGCUAACAUUCAGGGCUUUUUAGACAAAAAAGCCUUAGCAUUGGUGUUUUGAAAAUGACUUCCUACCUUUUCAUGAUUCAUCGAUAUAACCGGUUUGACAAAUACCUUUUAUGUAUAAGGCAUUUUUAUUUACUCAUAGAUUGCCUUGAAUGGAUUAUCUUUUUUCUCUGUCAGGUUCAAAACAUAAAAAAUAUCCUGUUGUUCAGGUAUUUUUUACAUUUAAAGCUAAGUUAUACAAAGAAGUCUAGUCUUUUUUUAAUGUUAUUUAUUCUGUGAAAUAAAAAUAUUUUUCUCCAAAACA